UCGGAAGCCAGUCAGUUGUAUUUUCACAAUGUCGGUGAUCAACACGUUUGUGGCCAUGUGGCGGUUCCUGCUGACCCUUGGCCCCUCGGCCAUGGUCAUCCUGCUCCUGAACAAGGGAAUCAUCGAUAAGAGACCAGAUAUUGUGGACGAACCGCAUCGCGUUCGCUCGAUAAAUAUAGGAGAUCUACGGAGUUCCUACGAUUUCAUAGUAAUUGGCGGUGGUACGGCGGGUUGUGUUUUGGCCUCAAGACUCUCGGAGAAUCCGGAAUGGAGUGUUUUGCUUUUGGAGGCUGGCGGGGAUGAGCCCCUGCUUAUGGAUUUGCCGCAGUUAUAUCCGGUAUUCCAGCGCAGCCCUUGGGAUUGGAAGUACUCCACGGAACCCUCGGAUCGAUACUGCUUGGCCAUGGAGGAUAAGCGUUGCUUUUGGCCCAGGGCCAAGGUCCUUGGGGGCUGCAGUUCCAUUAAUGCCAUGAUGUAUAUACGCGGAAAUAGGCGGGACUAUGAUCACUGGUCGGAACUGGGAAAUCCUGGUUGGAAUUAUGAUAACAUUCUGCACUAUUUCCGCAAGGCAGAAGACAUGCGGGUUCCUGGCUUCGAACACAAUCCCUAUCAUGGUCACGGUGGUCCCAUCUCCGUGGAAAGAUAUAGGUUUCCCUCGCCGCUUUUGAAUGUUUUCAUGACGGCCGCCCAGCAGAUGGGCAUGGUCAACCCGGAUGCGGACUUUAAUGGUCGUUCUCAGACGGGAUUUGCCCCACCCCAUGGAACUUUGAGGAAUGGACUGCGUUGCAGUGCCAACAAGGGUUACCUUCGACGAAGUUGGCAGCGUCCCAACUUGGAUAUAGUCCUGAAGGCCUUCGUGGAGCGCAUCCUGAUCGAUCCUCAAUCCCAUCGAGCCGUGGGAGUGCUCUUCGAAUACGGUCUUCUCAAGCAUACGGUCAGUGCCACAAGGGAGGUUAUCCUAUCCGCAGGUUCGCUGGCUAGUCCGCAACUUCUGAUGGUCAGUGGCGUCGGUCCCAGGGAGCAACUGGAGCCACUGGGCAUUCCGGUGCUGCAGCAUCUGCCCGGAGUGGGUGGCAACCUACAGGAUCACGUAUCCACCUCGGGAGCCAUCUACACUUUUGACAGUGGUCAAAACCGACACCUGUCGUUCAUUGUCCCUGAGAUGAUGAAUGAGCAGGCGGUGGAGGACUUUGUCCAUGGAGCCGAUAGCUUCUUCUACGCCAUGCCCGUGAGUGAGGUGAUGGGCUUCUUUAGUACUCGCUAUCAGGAUCCCCGUUUGGAUUGGCCAGAUGUCCAGCUUUUUAUGGGCAGCUAUGGCUAUGGAGCCGAUGGUGGAAUGAUUGGUCGCCGAGGAGCUGCCAUCACAUUGGAUAACUAUGCCGAGACCUUUGAACCGGUGCUCUAUCAGGAUUCCUUUGUGAUAGCUCCAUUGCUGAUGCGUCCACGCUCCAGGGGAUUUCUACAGUUACGCUCGGCGGAUCCCAAGAUCCAUCCGCUGAUCCAUGCCAACUACUAUGACGAUCCCCUCGACAUGGCCGUGAUGGUGGAGGGCCUGAAGAUGGCCCAUCGCCUAACCCAGACGCCGGUGAUGCAAUCCCUGAACGCCACCAUGAACAUCUACGAGUGGCGCAAUUGUCCCGAGGUGGAGUACCUGAGCGAUGCCUUCUGGGAAUGCCUGGCUAGAUUCUACUCCCAGACGAUCUACCAUCCAGUGGGCACCUGCAAAAUGGCACCCACUUCGGAUCCCGGCGGAGUGGUGGAUCCCCGGUUAAGGGUUCGGGGAAUGCGGGGUCUGCGGGUCAUCGAUGCCAGCAUUAUGCCCACUAUUCCCACGGGAAAUACCAAUGCUCCCACUUUUAUGGUCGCAGAAAGAGGGGCGGAUAUAAUCAAGGAGGAUUGGCAGCACUACAGAGAUGGCGGUUGGAGUUAGGUACUAUAAUAUCAUAUCUUUUUUAUAAAGUUUUCCAAAUACAAUCACAGUGGAAUUUCAAA
Messenger RNA from Drosophila suzukii, 1992 nucleotides. RefSeq names its product glucose dehydrogenase [FAD, quinone]. Gene Ontology annotation, molecular function: flavin adenine dinucleotide binding; oxidoreductase activity, acting on CH-OH group of donors. The record is from RefSeq and is a predicted model, not a curated record. Lineage: Eukaryota; Metazoa; Arthropoda; Insecta; Diptera; Drosophilidae.